Desarmillaria tabescens is the source of this 1530-nucleotide messenger RNA. Its product is annotated as pheromone A receptor-domain-containing protein. Lineage: Eukaryota; Fungi; Basidiomycota; Agaricomycetes; Agaricales; Physalacriaceae. The record is from RefSeq and is a predicted model, not a curated record. The transcript has 6 exons. Bases 121 to 1422 code for a protein of 433 amino acids. Gene Ontology annotation, biological process: G protein-coupled receptor signaling pathway. Gene Ontology annotation, molecular function: mating-type alpha-factor pheromone receptor activity. Gene Ontology annotation, cellular component: plasma membrane.
UUGCUGAAAGACAAUGGGGGCCUUUAUAAUGGAGGCGAGGAGGGAUGGCUGCGUUUCUUUUCGUUCGACAGACAAGGCCUCCCUCUCUUGUUCCCUCUUUUUUUUCGUGCGGUACUUAUCAUGUCCGACCCAACUUACCCGCUCUUUACCGUCUUUGCGUUCUUUGGGUUCAUCCUCCCUCUCAUCCCUUUGCCAUGGCACCUCCUCGCGUACAAUUCGGGGACGUGUUACUUUAUUAUGUGGUCUUCCAUCGCUAGCCUCAAUCAGUUUGUGAAUUCCAUCGUCUGGAAGGGGAAUGUGACGAACUGGGCACCGAUAUGGUGCGAUAUAUCCAUCCGCAUCAUGAUUGGUGCUUCUGUUGGUAUUCCAGCUUCGUCUUUAUGCAUCAACCGACGUCUGUACCAUAUCGCCAGUGUGCGUGCCGUAUCGGUUACGCGUGCAGAGAAACGCCGUGCCAUUCUCAUCGACACUCUCAUCUGCGUUCUGUUUCCCGUGCUCUUUAUUGCCCUACAAUAUGUCAUCCAAGGACAUCGAUUCAAUCUAUAUGAAGAUGUCGGGUGCUAUCCCGCCUUGUACAACACCGCUCUCGCCUAUGUCCUCAAUAGCAUGUGGCCGGUCAUCCUCGGGCUCAUUUCCGCCACUUACUGCAUUCUAACCCUCCGAGCAUUCAACCGCCGACGCGUGGAAUUCAGCCAAUUCCUCUCCACGAACAAAUCCCUCACACUCGGACGCUACUUUCGGCUCAUGGCGCUCGCAACGACGGAAAUCUGCUGCACGACCCCUCUAGGGAUUGCUAUGAUCAUCAUCAGUGCCACUGCGACACCCGUGGGUCCCUGGCGCAGCUGGGCGGACACGCAUUAUAAUUUCGGUGCAGUCAGGCAGAUUCCCGCCCUGUUUUGGCGCGCGAGCCCUUUGGUUGUUGCCGGUAUCGAGGCGACGCGGUGGGUAACGGUUCUGGCUUCAUGGGUAUUCUUUGCCUUCUUUGGGUUCGCGAGCGAGGCGAGGAAACACUAUGCCAAAACGUUCUGGGCUGUCGUGGGCCUAUUUGGCGUAGAGAAACCUCAGCCGCAGAUCAAGAACAAGAUGAUGCCGAUGAGCAUAAAUGUUCAUACCAAGUCUUCACAAUCGGGCAAACCGCGUCCGCCUACUCCCUCGAGUCCUCCGCCGUACUCACCUGGAUCUACGCUGGACACAAAGGUGCCGGAGUACGAUGACUUGGAGUUGGAUAUGAAAAAAAUGCCGCCUUCUCCUUCGGGCAAGUCGAUAUGCGGGUCAAUGACUGCCGGAGGUACCUCGAUAUGUAAUUUAUCGACUGUGGGUUCUACGGCAUCCCUCGUUGGGGAGGUGUCCUCAACUGUGGGAGAGACGAAUUCUCUACAUUCUUAUACAAGUGAACGGCAUCCCAGAUUCCAUGCUAUAUAGUUUCAAUACCAAUGCAAUGUACUUCUAUGCAGAUAUAACUUCGAUCUUCUUUCAAUGUAUUGCGUACCUACAAUAAGUUGUUUUUCGCUUCAAAUAUAUCAAUCAAUG